GUGGGUAGCGGCGGCGGCGGCGGCCGUAGCCGUCGCCGCCGGGGGGCGGGGAGCCCCGGCCACUGAGCCCCUCCCUGGGUUGGGGCUCGGCGGAGACUCCGGGCGGCUGGGGAGCCGGGCCCUGAGGAGAGCGUUGCCCUUGCCAGACUCGGGCGAUGGGGCCGAGAGCCCGGGCCCCGGCGCGGGGAAGGUGAGCGCAGAUUCCGGCGGUAGGCGGGCUGCCAGCUCCCCUCGCCCCAGCAUCUCGCCCUCUGGAAGCCCGGGCCGCGAGGGCAAGGGCUCCCCGGGCCGGCGCCAGCAGCUUCCGAAGCAGCUGCGGCGUCGCGGGCGGUCUCGGAGGCAGCAAAGCGGUUGGUGGCGGCGGCGGCGGCGGCGGCGGCGGCGGCGGCUGGAGGGGCAGCAGCCGGAGCCGCGACAGCUGGAGCGGCGGCGGCGGCGGCGGCGGCGGCGGCGGCGGCGGGGCAGCUCCCCCGGGCCCGCUGUGGACCCUCCCGAGCGGGUGGCGUCCUGCGAGCGAUGCCCGGAGGCGCCAGAGCCCUCUCCGUCUCCCCUUCCCCCUCGCACACACCGAGCCCGGCAGCGGCGGAGGCGGCCGCGGCGGCGGCGGCGGCCAGGGGCCAUGGAGCUUGAGAACCUCUUGGCCAACACGCUGCUGCUGAAAGCGCGCCAAGGAGGAUAUGGCAAAAAAAGAGGUCGUAGUAAAAAAUGGAAGGAAAUGCUGAAGCUGCCCCCUGUCAGCCAGUGCAGCGAGCUUAGAUGUUCCAUUGAAAAGGAUUAUAACAGCCUUUGUGACAAGCAGCCAAUAGGAAGACUUCUCUUCAGGCAAUUCUGUGAUACAAGACAUGAUCUAAAGAUAUACAUCAAAUUCCUAGACGUAGUGGCAGAAUAUGAAGUGGCUGAUGACGAAGACCGCAGAAGUUACGGACUGUCCAUCUUAGACACGUUCUUCAGUGCUGCUGAGAAAUCGGCAGCCCCUUUACCAGAAAUACCUUCACGUGUUUUGAAAGAAUGUAGGUUGAGACUGAAGGAGAACCCCUCCAAGGACGUCUUUGAGGAGUGCACCAGAUUUGUUCAUAACUAUUUAAGUGGAGAACCAUUUGAAGAAUAUCAAGAAAGUUCAUAUUUUUCUCGAUUUCUACAGUGGAAAUGGCUGGAAAGGCAACCAAUAACAAAGGACACAUUUAGACAUUACAGAGUUCUAGGAAAAGGCGGAUUUGGGGAGGUCUGUGCCUGUCAAGUGCGAGCUACAGGAAAAAUGUACGCCUGUAAGAAGCUAGCAAAGAAAAGAAUAAAGAGGAGGAAAGGUGAAGCAAUGGCUCUAAAUGAGAAGAGGAUGCUGGAAAAAGUGAAUAGCAGAUUUGUAGUAACUUACAGCGGGUGUGUGCGGGAGAAGUGGGUGGUCUGGGGCCUGUUCCAGCUUGUCCUUGAGCGUCCCUGUGACACCUGUGCUUCGCUCGUCCUCGAGACUCACAUUCUGCCCACAGCUACUUCGCAGAUCUUGUGGCCCCGACAGGAGGUGGUGCCUGUGCCGUGGGGAGACCGUUACCACAGUGGCGUGGGUGUUGCUACAGGAAAUGUUUCUCUGCAGCUUCUUCUCUCCCUGGGCAUGGAACCAGCUUUUUGUUGUUGUCCCUUCCUUUGUAGAGACUUAAAGCCUGAGAAUAUCCUCCUCGAUGACAUUGGGCACAUCCGGAUCUCAGACCUGGGUUUAGCCGUGGAGGUCCCGGAGGGCCGGACCGUCCGAGGAAGAGUGGGGACCGUCGGCUACAUGGCUCCUGAAGUUAUCAAUAAUGAAAACUAUACGUUUAGUCCUGAUUGGUGGGGACUUGGCUGCCUGAUAUAUGAGAUGAUUCAGGGACAUUCUCCAUUCAAAAAGUUCAAAGAGAAGGUCAAGCGACAGGAAGUCGAGCGCAGAGUGAAGAAGGACACAGAGGAGUACUCCAGGAAGUUUUCCGAGGACGCCAAGUCCGUCUGCAGGAUGCCUCCGCGCCAGGCUGGCGCCACACGUCCUGCCCUUGCCCGGGAAACGACGCGACUGGGCUUCAGCCAACGGGACAAAGCAGAGCAGUCAUUGUUUGCUUUCUCCAAAGACGCACCUGACAGGGAAGGUGGGGCCAAGGUCAUCAUUUCCUGCAAAACUAAAGAUAAAGCAGCAUCUUCAUUACUCACCAAGAAUCCCAGACAACGGCUGGGCUUCAGCGGUGGAGCAGCGGAAGUGAAGGGACACCCCGUGUUCAAGGACAUUAACUUCAAGAAGCUGGAAGCAAAUAUGUUGGAUCCCCCUUUCUGUCCUGAUCCGAAGGCAGUGUAUUGUAGGGAUGUCGUGGAUAUCGACCAGUUCUCCACGGUGAGGGGAGUCUACCUGGACACCACGGACGAUACGUUCUACAGCCAAUUUGCCACAGGCUCUGUCUCCAUCCCCUGGCAGAACGAGAUGAUCGAAUCGGGUUGUUUCAAGGACAUCAACGAAAGUGACACUGGAGAAUGUGUGGCACUACAUCUACAAGAGACACUGUGCCACCCAGUUCCCAAAGCAAAGAGAGGCUUCUUCUAUAGACUCCUCAGAAGAGGGGGCUGCAUUAGCGGUGUCCCCAGCGACAAGGAAGAGCUGUCCUCAAUGGUGUGACCACUCACUGCAGAGCCGGGCCCCAGCGCCCAGGAGCACGAGCGCGGUGUUUGACCCCAUCUGUGAACAGCAAUAAACAUGUGACACCUCGUAAAA
Panthera uncia (snow leopard) is the source of this 2722-nucleotide messenger RNA. It is a transcript of the gene GRK4, whose product is annotated as G protein-coupled receptor kinase 4. Gene Ontology annotation, cellular component: cytoplasm. Gene Ontology annotation, biological process: signal transduction; regulation of signal transduction; protein phosphorylation. Gene Ontology annotation, molecular function: ATP binding; G protein-coupled receptor kinase activity. The record is from RefSeq and is a predicted model, not a curated record. NCBI's taxonomy places the organism in Eukaryota, Metazoa, Chordata, Mammalia, Carnivora, Felidae.